AUGAUAUCUAUAGAUAAGCAAGAAUGUAAGCUACAUGAAUGUUGUCUUUAACAACCCAUUAUGUUAAACUGAGAACUAGAGAUUAUACCUAUGACCCUAUGAGCAUUAUUGUGAUCUUCUUAUGAUAAAAAAUUAAUCAUUUAAAGACGUGUGGUAUUUACGUUUUCGUCAAAAAAUCACCUCUGUAUCAAGUCAACACAAGUUUGCUUGCUUCCCUUAUCAACAGAAUCUACACAAAUGUCUGGAUAAGUUUAAAAAUAUUUUGUCCCGUAAGUGCCCUUUUCUGGGUGUCCUUUGUUUUUGCACAUUCCAACGUUUUGACGAAUUUUCGGCGAAAGAAUUACUUGGUUCGUCUAUUAUGGACAAAACAAUAGCUGUAGAUAAGUUUGGCCAGGGGAUGGUCAUGAAAAGAAGCUAUAAAUAUGGAUAUUUUGCUGGGAAUACCAUCAGUUCUUUUGGUGUGUUCGUUGGGGCAGUUGCAGUAAAGUUUGAAGAUGUUCAAGAAGACAGUAUUACUUCUGGCCAUAGCGUCGGCUUAUGCGACCGAAAUAUCAUCUUCAUACGCCUUACUAGAGAAGCAUUCCACAUUCAAGCCCGACUUGAAGACAGAGCCCAUUGAUGAGAAGCACCGAACAUCCGAGGCUGAACGUCACCCUGUAUACAACCCAGAGGACUACAGACGCGCGUUUGUGAAACCUGUAGAGUCAGCCAAGCCUGUGUCUGCUGACCAUGACCGAAUGCUAGCUGACCAACCUGCUGAAAACAACGCUGAUGUCAGCAGAAUUGACAAUCUACAGAUUCCUGGAUAUGGAUACUACAUGCCCGCACCAACAGACGUGGCUUAUCCUGAUGUCCCAUAUGCACCUGGCUACGGAUAUGCUCCUAGCAACUACGACAUGUAUGUGGAGCCUGACACCUCAGUCGCCAGCAUGCUGUGGAGCCAAGUUCCUGAUUCUAGGUCAAUCGUCGGCUUCGUCGCGACCACCAUAUCCAAGAUAAUGGCGAAUGCGUUUCUUAUUCUUGUCGGUGCUUUUAUUACCGUUGGAGUAUGUUCUUAUACGAGUCUUUGCCAUAUUCAUAUCAAUGGCAUUGGCCCCAUUCAAGAGGAGAUGAGGUCCCUGAUGACUCCUGAGAAGUUACAAAAGAUUGGACACGCCGCCGAAUUCGUUAAAACUGCGAUUGACAAGUACCAGAAGAUCCAAGGAGUUGAAAAUGUUGAAGCUAGCAGAAGACGUCGCUCGAUCUUCUUUUAGAUUUAGAUGUUAGUUAUAUUGUAGGUAUAACAUGUAAAGAAUUAUAGUUUAAGCAAUAAAUACAGUUUUAUCAA
Messenger RNA from Ostrinia nubilalis (European corn borer), 1327 nucleotides. RefSeq lists its product as uncharacterized. The coding region runs from base 495 to 1253 and encodes 252 amino acids. The transcript has 5 exons. The record is from RefSeq and is a predicted model, not a curated record. NCBI's taxonomy places the organism in Eukaryota, Metazoa, Arthropoda, Insecta, Lepidoptera, Crambidae.